Molecule: messenger RNA, 792 nt
Organism: Odocoileus virginianus texanus
Lineage: Eukaryota; Metazoa; Chordata; Mammalia; Artiodactyla; Cervidae
Product: cystatin-C
Cellular component (GO): cytoplasm; vesicle
Molecular function (GO): cysteine-type endopeptidase inhibitor activity
Source: RefSeq, a predicted model, not a curated record
GGGCGGGCGCGAUCCACCAAGGCCCGGCCAUAAAGGUGCCGCGGGCAGCGGUGCGGUGCUCGGAUCCGGGGAUCGCCACUUGACUGCAGUCUGUUCGCAUCCGAGAGACCAUGGUGGGCUCCCCGCGCUCCCCGCUGCUCCUGCUGGCCGCCCUGAUCGUCGCCCUGGCCCUGGCUGUGAGCCCCGCGGCCGCGCAGGGCCCUAGAAAGGGUCGCCUGCUGGGCGGCCUGAUGGAGGCGGACGUCAACGAGGAGGGCGUUCAGGAGGCACUGUCCUUUGCGGUCAGCGAGUUCAACAAGCGGAGCAACGACGCUUACCAGAGCCGCGCGAUGCGCGUGGUGCGCGCACGCAAGCAGGUCGUGUCGGGAAUGAACUACUUCUUGGACGUGGAGCUUGGCCGGACUACAUGUACCAAGUCCCAGGCCAACUUAGACAACUGUCCCUUCCAUGACCAGCCGCACCUGAAGAGGGAAAAGCUGUGCUCCUUCCAGGUUUAUGUCGUCCCAUGGAUGAACACCAUCAACCUGGUGAAGUUUAGCUGCCAGGAUUAAUAGGGGACUGGGUGUCAGGCAGGCCACUGACCGCCUCUCACUCACACCCCUGCAGAGUGCCCACACCUGCGGUGGGUGACUGCCUACUGAAACCGUGCCCGCCCCAUGCUGCCCCCGCAGACACAGGCUCCUUGGGCAUUGUCUGAUCUGCCAGGGGGCUCUAAUUCGUGUCUUUCUUCUAAUUGCUUUCCAAGUGCACGGUGCUCUGCUAUUUUACUCAAUAAAAAAGUAACAGCAGCUA